Acanthopagrus latus (yellowfin seabream) is the source of this 2579-nucleotide messenger RNA. It is a transcript of the gene bora, whose product is annotated as bora aurora kinase A activator. The transcript is spliced from 12 exons. Gene Ontology annotation, cellular component: nucleus; cytoplasm. Gene Ontology annotation, biological process: regulation of mitotic spindle organization; regulation of mitotic nuclear division; activation of protein kinase activity. NCBI's taxonomy places the organism in Eukaryota, Metazoa, Chordata, Actinopteri, Spariformes, Sparidae. The record is from RefSeq and is a predicted model, not a curated record. Gene Ontology annotation, molecular function: protein kinase binding. Bases 177 to 1817 code for a protein of 546 amino acids.
CCAGAACUUCCGGCAGCGUUUCUAUUGGCUAACGGGCUUUGUGGGCGAAAUUGAAAUAAACGUUUGAACCCUGUCGCUGCUGAUUGUUUGCUGACUCCUCAAUGAAUAUUGUUUUUAGCUGUGUGGUCGAAGUCCUGGCUCGUUAACAGUUGCUGUUGUAUUUGUUGUCAGGUAAGAUGGGGGACCGUGUCGAGAUACAGAUCACUCCUGAGACUCCAGGCAGACCUUCCAUUAGAAACCCCUUUGAAAGUCCAAAUGACUACCACCACCUCCGUGAAGCAUUAGUGCCAAGCCCAUCUGUCUUCAAGUCCAUGCAUUGUAAAGCUACUCCUCCCAAGUUUAACUGGUCUAUUGAUGAAAUGGCCAGUCUUCUUCCAGUGCACAUAGACCAAGAGGAAAUACAGCGACAGUCUUUUUACCUCAGCCAGACAAGGAUGGAUUCUGACAUUGAAGAAAAGCGUCAGAACGCUAUUGAGCAGUUUUUUACCAAAGGAACCAUUGUGCCUUCCCCCUGGGCGUCUCAAGACAUCCGUAAAGGCCCUCAGAUCAAUAUGAAAAGUUGUAUGUCUGCCAUGAUUGAGGAGAAGCCUGAAAAAAUAUCAGUUGCUUGUCAGACAACUCUCUCGCUGCCUUUGGCAUUUGAUUUGGAAAAAGUAUUGGGAGAAUAUUACCGCCAGGAGGAAGUGUGUGACGGCGUGCAGGAGAGCCUCAGUUCCUCCUCCUUAAGACGAAAGCUCUUUCUCGAUGGCCAGGGAAGUUACAGCGGCUCUGACAGCUCCAGCCCACCAAGCCCCGAGAGAAGCCACACCAGGCAGGAGAUUCCUUCUCUAAGCCGAGGAGAAGGAGCUGAAGGAAGAGUUGAAGUAGUAGCCUCUAUUUUUGCCUCCCCCUUGUCCUGUGGCAUGUCAGUUCAGACUCCCUCUACGGGUCAGUUCUCGUCCAGUCCCAUCCAGCAUGGCUGUUUCCGGGACUGCAGCCUUGGCAGCAUCACCAGCCCGCUGUUCCCUGAUAGGUCGUCUCCUGCUGGCCUCAUCUCCCCAACAAUCUCUCCUAUUGUUGCACAUGGAGCACGCACACCAAUAGGCUCAGCUGAGAGGAAGCAGCCGAGCAACUUGACUCCAAACAAUGUACCCCUGGACGUAGAUGUCGCUUCGUGCAAUGAGAGCCCAUUUGUUGAGGGUUGUUCCCCCAUUCGUAGCUGCUCCCCACACCAGCUCCACUGCCACAAUGAGCCCAGGUCCAGGCCCCGGCCCAGAGUCCGCUGCCGGGCAUCCCCACCCCUUAUCUCCCCGAUACUCAACCCUAAGCUCCAAGACAAUCAGGAGGCUGAGGAGAAACUUGUCUGCUCCUCUUCCUCCUCCUCCUCUUCUUCUUCUUUUUCUCUCCCGCUCAUGGAGCUAGAUCCAUCUUCACCCAUGGCACGUGACAAUCAUCCCGCUGAUACUGAGAGUGCUGGCCUGGAUCCUAUGGAGCCUGUGAAAAUGGAUGAGGACAAGGGGAUAGAAGGGAGCUUGGAUGAGGAGGAAGAAGGUGGAGGGCCUUUGGGGCAGCUGACCAGCUCUCGUAUGGGCAACGUGUCGGCAACAGAGAGCUCCCACAUGUUUAUGUCUCUUCUGGCAGAGGGAAGCAGCAUACGCUAUGAUUCCAGCAUGCAGGUGGACAGUGGAUACAAUACUACCUCAGCAGGCACUGCCAGUCUAAUAGAUGGCCUCAACUCAGACUGUCUCAGUAAAGAGUCCUUCAGUCCAAACAUGGCAGACGAGGCCUUCCAAGUGACACGGCACGCCAAAGUAAAGGCAUUUCAUCCUCACCACUGAGCCAUCUGCAAUUAAAGGGACGCCUCUUCCAGUGGAAGCUAAAGAUGAUUAUUUUUGCAAUCAAAUACAACAAAGUUUACACUAAGUUUGAAGCAUUUAUUGUGAAUGAAUAUGGUUUGGGUGGUUGUUUGAGAGGAGUUGAGGUGUUUCACGAGUGGUUAUUAGAUUUUCUUUUUUUUUUUUUUUAGGUUGAAAAAUUCACGUUGCCUGAGAGGAAGCAAAUGCUUUAACAUGGCAUGUUUUAUCACAGGUUACAAGGGAGAAAAUAAAUCCAUAGCUUAUCUGAGUCCUACUGUAAGAUACUGUAAAGCUGCAAUUAUAAGUCAACAGUUCUUUUGGGCCCAGUAUACUGAUGCGAUAAGAGGGAUGGGGGAAAAAAAAUUCUGCAUCACACUUGCACAACAGUAACCUCCUUCAAUGCUGUAUUGAUGCAGAAGCCAUCAUUUAAACUUUUAAUCGGUGCUGACAUUAUCAACCUUACAGAUCCUGACUUUCAGAUGCAACAGAUUUGUACUGUAUUUAUGUUUUUAUAAAAGUGUUUAUCAUGAUGUUUUUCUAUGAUGAGAGCUUUUUCUUUUAAUUGACAAGUAAGAAUUUCUAAAAUUCAGGUUACCUGUGGAUGUUAUUUGUUAUAUUUAUGCCUGAAUAACACACUGAAUAUUGCCACUAGAAAAUUAAAUGCUGAUUGAGCCAUUUGUUUAUUAUUUUUGAUAUACUCACAAGCAUGGGCUGGAUCGUCGCAUUAAAUUAACUUGAAGUCUU